Molecule: messenger RNA, 7219 nt
Organism: Pongo pygmaeus (Bornean orangutan)
Lineage: Eukaryota; Metazoa; Chordata; Mammalia; Primates; Hominidae
Gene: MYOM1
Product: myomesin 1
Exons: 41
Coding region: 1725-6764 (1679 amino acids)
Biological process (GO): sarcomere organization
Cellular component (GO): M band
Molecular function (GO): kinase binding
Source: RefSeq, a predicted model, not a curated record
ACUGACCCUCGCCCCGCCCCGAGGCCGGGAUCCAGCCUCUGGGCGGUAGUGCGCCUGCGCUUGACGCCCCGCGCUGGUUCCGGGUUUCCGCCUGAGGGCUACCGAGCGGUGCGCGUAUCCCGAGAGCGGACCUUGAUGCUAGCUCUGUGUGCAGUGUAAUUUUAUGAAGAGUCCUGCCCCCUCCAUACAGGAGGAAACGUGUGUCCCUGGGGCCCUCAGCCAAGCGUCCACUAUCUUUCUGGCCCAGCUGGAUUUCAUAGGUCACAAGUGGCUGGCGACUUCCUCUUGAAAAACAUUUGCCGUCGUUUUUCCCUGGCAGAGCCCCUUUGACCCUGGCUAACAAGGACAGCCUGACUUGGAUCCCACUAGGCAGGAAGGAAGGCGACUCUUCCUCGCACCUCUUGCUACGAUUAGGACUUGCGGCUUGGUGAAAACAGGAAUCAAAACUUGGGCCUAUUUCUCCUGAGUUCUGCUUGCCUAGAACAAUUCGUAACAAUGAAUCUUAUUAAAAAGAGAAAGUCAUCCCCGACUUUAUCUUUUUCCGCCCAGAAUCCGAUAAGGAAGACUUGUUCUGGUCCCCUCAGCUCUCUGACCUCAUCUACCAGAGGAGUGAGUGGGAUCCUCUAACACUCCAGCCGUCAUCCCAGCACUAGGGGACAGUGACCAGUGUGGCUCCCGUGGCCAGAACCCUUCUGAAGUUUGGGUUGCCCUGUGGUCUUCGCCUUCAAAGCAGGCCGUCACUUGAAUCCUUCUGGAAUUUACAGAAAUCCUUCUGGAAUUUACAGAAUCCUUCUGGAAUUUACAGUGUUACUGUAAACGCUACGGAAUAGUAUCUUCUAAGUAUUAGUAGCUUCUUUCUUGAGGGAUCUCGGGAACGUUCCGUGUAUUAACCACUAACAUAUUCCAAAGUUAACUUCUUGGUAAAGUCACUGGGGAAAAAAAUAAUUGCUCCAGUUCCACAGGUGAUUGAAACAAACGUGAUUUGUUUCCCAAACUUCCUUGAUGGUAAAGAAUUACUUGGGGUACUAAUUAAAAAUAAAAAUAAUUGCGUCAUUUCCAACCUACUAAAUCAGAGUCUUUAAGGGCAGGUCCUGGGAAGCCAUCCAUGUAAUGGGGGUCCUAAGUGGGCUCUUAUCGGCGAGGGCGGGGACUCGGCGAGAGGGCUGGCAGCGACGGGACAAUCCCCAGACGGCUGCGCGGAUGCGUUUGUUCCUGGAGCUUGCGAGCACUUGCAAUGCACGGACACUUCCACAGGGUGGUGGCCUGCCACCACGAGAGCACCGGCUCCGCCAACGUCCUCUCCAGAGAACACUUUAGAGCAGAAGGAAACGGACAGUUCAGUCUUCCCCUCAGCUUGAAGGCAGCAUUCUUUUGCUUCUCUUUGAGUCAGCCUGUUUCUGCAGGACUGUUCAUAUAGUGAACAGCCUUUGAAGACAGAGGAAGUGUCUCCAGCCACAGCAAAAGGCAGACACGCUUACUAUCCAGUGUAACAAGAAUAUCUCCCUCUGCAGAAAAGGGCAGGUGGAGUUUUCAUUCUCUCAUCCAGCUCCUCGGCCUCAUCGGAACAUUUCCACCACCAUUACUCCUUUGGAAACUGAGAUAGGGUCUCACUGUGUUGGCCAGGUUGAUUGUGAGCUCCCGGCCUCAAGAUAUCCUCGUUGGGAUUUCAAGCAUGAACCACCGCACCCAGCCAAGAGUGGCCCGGUUCCUUCAAGGGGCACAGGAUGUCUUUGCCUUUUUAUCAGAGGUCCCACCAGCACUAUGAUCUCAGCUACCGCAACAAGGACCUCCGCACCACCGUGAGCCACUACCAGCGGGAGAAGAAGCGCUCUGCCAUCUACACCCAGGGCUCCACGGCCUACAGCAGCCGCUCCUCCGCCGCGCACCGCCAGGAAUCCCAGGCCUUCCGUCAGGCGUCCGCCUCCUCCUUCCAGCAGCAGGCCUCGCAGUACGCCCUGAGCUCUGAAGUCAGUCGGAAGGCAGCCUCAGCCUACGAUUAUGGCUCCUCCCAUGGACUUACAGAUUCCAGUCUGCUGUUAGAUGAUUAUUCAUCCAAGUUGAGCCCCAAACCAAAGAGAGCCAAGCACAGCCUUCUGUCUGGAAAAGAGAAAGAAAAUUUGCCCAGUGACUACAUGGUACCCAUUUUCUCAGGACGUCAAAAGCAUGUCAGUGGAAUUACAGAUAGGGAAGAAGAAAGAAUUAAAGAAGCUGCUGCUUAUAUAGCACAGAGGAAUCUUCUUGCUAGUGAGGAAGGAAUCACAACAUCUAAACAGUCCACGGCAUCUAAGCAGACCACGGCAUCUAAGCAGUCCAUGGCAUCCAAGCAGUCCACGGCAUCCAAGCAGUCCAUGGCAUCCAGGCAGUCCAUGGUUUCCAAACAGGCCACAUCCACUCUUCAACAGGAAGAAACUUCUGAAAAGAAGUCAAGGAAAGUUGUGAUUCGAGAAAAGGCAGAACACCUGUCCCUGAGGAAAACAUUAGAAGAAACCGAGGCAUAUCAUGCCAAGUUGAAUGAAGACCAUCUUCUCCAUGCUCCUGAGUUUAUCAUUAAACCUCGCUCCCACACGGUUUGGGAGAAGGAGAAAGUAAAAUUGCAUUGCUCUAUAGCAGGCUGGCCAGAACCUCGUGUCACGUGGUAUAAAAACCAGGUGCCAAUAAAUGUCCAUGCAAACCCUGGAAAGUAUAUUAUUGAGAGUCGAUAUGGAAUGCACACUCUGGAGAUUAAUGCAUGCGAUUUUGAAGAUACAGCUCAGUACCGGGCAUCAGCGAUGAAUGUUAAAGGAGAGCUUUCAGCGUAUGCUUCAGUUGUGGUAAAGAGGUAUAAGGGAGAGUUUGAUGAGACUCGCUUCCAUGCUGGGGCUUCCACCAUGCCCCUCAGCUUUGGUGUGACCCCGUAUGGUUAUGCAUCGAAGUUUGAGAUCCACUUUGAUGACAAAUUUGAUGUGUCUUUUGGGAGAGAGGGAGAGACAAUGAGUCUAGGCUGUCGUGUAGUCAUCACUCCUGAAAUUAAACAUUUCCAGCCAGAGAUCCAGUGGUACAGAAAUGGAGUACCUCUUUCUCCAUCAAAAUGGGUGCAAACACUUUGGAGUGGAGAGCGGGCAACACUGACAUUUUCCCAUCUCAACAAAGAAGAUGAAGGCCUCUAUACAAUCCGUGUACGGAUGGGAGAAUAUUAUGAACAAUAUAGUGCUUAUGUCUUUGUUCGAGAUGCUGAUGCAGAGAUUGAAGGAGCCCCAGCUGCCCCCUUGGAUGUGAAGUGCUUGGAGGCCAACAAAGAUUAUAUCAUCAUCUCCUGGAAACAGCCAGCUGUCGAUGGAGGGAGUCCUAUUCUUGGAUAUUUUAUUGAUAAGUGUGAGGUGGGCACAGAUAGCUGGUCACAGUGCAAUGACACACCUGUGAAGUUUGCUCGUUUUCCUGUCACUGGAUUGAUCGAAGGGCGUUCCUAUAUCUUCCGAGUUCGAGCAGUGAAUAAAACGGGAAUAGGUUUCCCAUCUCGAGUUUCCGAGCCCGUGGCUGCUCUGGAUCCGGCUGAGAAAGCUAGACUUAAAAGUCGCCCCUCAGCACCCUGGACUGGACAGAUCAUUGUUACUGAAGAAGAACCUUCAGAGGGUAUUGUGCCUGGCCCCCCAACAGACCUCUGUGUCACUGAGGCCACCCGGAGCUAUGUGGUGCUCAGCUGGAAGCCCCCUGGCCAGCGUGGUCAUGAGGGCAUUAUGUACUUUGUGGAAAAGUGUGAGGCAGGAACAGAAAACUGGCAGCGAGUGAACACGGAGCUCCCCGUGAAGUCUCCCCGCUUUGCUCUGUUUGACCUGGCCGAGGGGAAAUCCUACUGUUUCCGCGUCCGCUGUUCUAAUUCUGCAGGAGUUGGUGAGCCCUCGGAGGCAACGGAGGUGACUGUGGUAGGGGACAAACUUGAUAUCCCCAAGGCUCCUGGCAAAAUCAUCCCAAGCAGAAACACAGACACCUCAGUGGUAGUUUCGUGGGAGGAGUCCAAAGAUGCCAAAGAGCUGGUCGGGUACUACAUAGAGGCGAGCGUUGCUGGCUCUGGCAAGUGGGAGCCCUGUAACAACAACCCUGUGAAGGGCUCACGAUUUACUUGUCAUGGAUUAGUGACUGGUCAGAGUUAUAUUUUCCGGGUCAGAGCAGUCAAUGCAGCUGGACUUAGUGAAUAUUCCCAGGAUUCAGAAGCUAUUGAAGUCAAAGCUGCUAUUGGGGGAGGAGUGUCUCCAGAUGUGUGUCCCGCACUGAGCGAUGAGCCUGGUGGACUAACCGCCUCCAGGGGGUGCGUGCAUGAAGCCUCCCCGCCAACCUUCCAGAAAGAUGCUUUGCUUGGCAGCAAACCUAACAAACCUUCACUACCCAGUAGCUCUCAAAACCUGAGCAAAACAGAAGUGAGUAAAGUAAGUGAAACAGUUCAGGAAGAGCUUACCCCGCCACCACAGAAAGCGGCUCUUCAGGGGAAAAGUAAGUCUGACCCCCUGAAAAAGAAGACAGACAGAGCACCACCAUCUCCACCCUGUGAUAUCACCUGUCUUGAAAGUUUUCGUGACUCAAUGGUUCUUGGAUGGAAGCAACCAGAUAAGAUUGGAGGGGCAGAAAUUACUGGCUAUUAUGUGAACUAUCGCGAGGUUAUUGAUGGGGUACCAGGAAAAUGGAGAGAAGCCAAUGUCAAGGCUGUCAGUGAGGAGGCAUACAAGAUUAGCAACUUGAAGGAAAACAUGGUGUAUCAGUUCCAAGUGGCAGCCAUGAACAUGGCUGGGCUGGGCGCGCCCUCCGCAGUAAGCGAAUGCUUCAAAUGUGAAGAGUGGACCAUCGCCGUCCCAGGACCACCGCACAGUCUCAAGUGUAGUGAAGUCAGGAAAGACUCACUGGUUCUCCACUGGAAGCCCCCAGUCCACUCCGGGCGGACUCCGGUCACUGGUUACUUUGUGGACUUGAAGGAGGCCAAGGCCAAAGAAGACCAGUGGCGAGGGCUCAAUGAGGCGGCUAUUAAAAACAUGUACCUGAAGGUUCGAGGCCUCAAGGAGGGCGUCAGCUACGUGUUCCGUGUUCGAGCCAUAAACCAGGCGGGAGUUGGGAAGCCGUCUGACCUUGCUGGCCCUGUUGUGGCAGAGACCCGUCCAGGAACCAAAGAGGUUGUUGUAAAUGUGGAUGAUGAUGGAGUCAUUUCAUUGAACUUCGAAUGUGAUAAGAUGACUCCAAAGUCCGAGUUCUCCUGGUCCAAAGAUUAUGUAUCCACUGAGGACUCUCCACGAUUAGAAGUCGAAAGCAAGGGCAACAAGACAAAAAUGACCUUCAAAGACCUUGGGAUGGAUGACUUGGGUAUCUACUCUUGCGAUGUAACAGACACUGAUGGAAUAGCAUCAAGCUACUUAAUAGAUGAGGAAGAAUUGAAACGUUUACUUGCUCUCAGCCAUGACCACAAGUUCCCAACUGUCCCAGUUAAAUCAGAGUUGGCAGUUGAAAUUUUGGAGAAAGGCCAGGUCCGGUUUUGGAUGCAGGCUGAGAAGCUGUCUGGCAAUGCCAAAGUCAACUACAUAUUUAACGAGAAGGAAAUUUUUGAAGGCCCGAAAUAUAAAAUGCAUAUUGACCGAAACACUGGCAUCAUUGAAAUGUUCAUGGAAAAGCUACAGGAUGAGGAUGAGGGAACGUACACUUUCCAGCUUCAAGAUGGAAAAGCAACUAACCAUUCUACUGUUGUUCUCAUUGGAGAUGUUUUCAAAAAGCUCCAGAAAGAAACUGAAUUCCAGCGUCAAGAAUGGAUCAGGAAACAAGGUCCUCACUUUGUUGAGUAUUUGAGCUGGGAAGUGACCGGUGAAUGUAAUGUACUAUUGAAAUGCAAGGUGGCAAAUAUUAAGAAGGAGACUCAUAUUGUGUGGUACAAAGAUGAGAGGGAGAUAUCAGUGGAUGAAAAGCACGACUUUAAGGAUGGUAUUUGUACCCUGCUUAUAACAGAGUUUUCCAAGAAAGAUGCUGGGAUUUAUGAAGUUAUCCUGAAAGAUGACCGAGGAAAAGAUAAGAGCAGACUGAAGCUUGUGGAUGAAGCCUUUAAGGAACUGAUGACGGAAGUAUGCAAAAAAAUAGCUUUGUCUGCUACAGACCUGAAAAUCCAGAGCACAGCUGAGGGCAUCCGACUGUACUCUUUUGUAACUUACUAUGUGGAGGAUUUGAAAGUUAACUGGUCCCACAAUGGGACCGCCAUUAGGUACUCAGACAGAGUUAAGACCGGGGUCACUGGAGAGCAGAUCUGGCUACAAAUCAAUGAGCCCACCCCGAAUGACAAAGGGAAGUACGUCAUGGAGCUCUUUGAUGGCAAAACUGGACAUCAGAAGACAGUGGAUCUCUCUGGACAAGCAUACGACGAGGCCUAUGCUGAAUUCCAGAGGUUGAAACAAGCUGCCAUUGCCGAGAAAAAUCGUGCCCGGGUGUUGGGAGGUCUCCCAGACGUGGUCACCAUCCAGGAGGGGAAGGCCCUUAAUCUCACUUGCAAUGUGUGGGGAGACCCACCCCCGGAGGUCUCGUGGUUGAAGAACGAGAAGGCCCUGGCCUCAGACGACCACUGCAACCUCAAGUUCGAGGCCGGGAAGACCGCGUACUUCACCAUCAACGGCGUGAGCACCGCCGACUCGGGCAAAUACGGGCUGGUUGUGAAGAACAAGUAUGGCUCGGAGACCAGCGACUUCACCGUCAGCGUGUUCAUCCCAGAGGAGGAGGCGAGGAUGGCUGCCUUGGAGUCCCUGAAAGGUGGCAAGAAGGCCAAGUGACCGGAGGUGCGAGGAGAGCCAGCCGGCCUGUGCGACUUGGGUGUGAAUGGUUUGGGUUAAGGAUGAGAUGUCUUCAUGCUUUCUCCUCCCUAUUAUUUUCUGGCUUGAGGGGAAAAUAAUGUCAGAUCUUUCACUCAUAUAAAAAAUCACCAACUAAUGACACUUUAAUUGUUUUUCUUUAUCUACAAAAUUAUGUGUUAAGAAAAUACCAUUCAUAGCAUGAAGAUUAGGAAACAGUUUUAAGGAGAAGACUUGAAUAAAGUUGGAGGGACAUUGAAUGAUGGUCAGAGGGCAGACGAAUGUGUUGUGGGGCAAGUUGGGAUUUGCUGCAGCUGUGAAGCCACGGCUGUGUCUCGUGUGUUGUUACAGAAGUGAUGUGCUUUUUGACGGGCGCCUUGUGGUUUGGAACCUCCUCUGUAUGAAUAAACAGUUUUCACAUCUGUCCUCUUCCCCGA